CGCCUCCGCGCCAUCCUCUCGCGAGAGCUGCCGGCGGAAGGGGCGGUUCCGGAAGUGCCGCGGCCGAGCGCGACAGCGGCCCGCCCGCCGCCCGCAGACCCCUGGCCAUGGACGACACCCUGUUCCAGCUGAAGUUCACUGCGAAACAACUGGAGAAGCUGGCCAAGAAGGCGGAGAAGGACUCCAAGGCUGAACAGGCCAAAGUGAAGAAGGCUCUGCAACAGAAGAAUGUGGAAUGUGCGCGAGUGUAUGCCGAGAAUGCCAUCCGCAAGAAGAACGAAGGCGUGAACUGGCUCCGCAUGGCGUCCCGGGUGGAUGCUGUGGCCUCAAAAGUGCAGACAGCUGUGACCAUGAAGGGGGUGACCAAGAACAUGGCCCAGGUGACCAAAGCCCUGGACAGGGCCCUGAGUGCCAUGGACCUGCAGAAGGUCUCUGCGGUGAUGGACAGGUUUGAGCAGCAGGUGCAGAACCUGGAUGUGCACACUUCGGUGAUGGAAGACUCAAUGAGCUCGGCCACCACACUGACCACACCACAGGAGCAAGUGGACAGCCUCAUUGUGCAGAUCGCUGAGGAGAAUGGCCUCGAAGUCCUAGACCAGCUGAGCCAGCUGCCCGAGGGUGCCUCAGCCGUGGGUGAGAGCUCCGUGCGCAGCCAGGAGGACCAGCUGUCGAGGAGGCUGGCCGCCCUGAGGAACUAGGCCGCCCUCCACCUGGAGGGGAGGAGGACGGCCGCCCCUGCCUUUCUGCUGACUGUGGCCUCACUGUUCUCCGCCCACCUGCCAGCCCGGAGUCCUGCCAUGUGCCCACAGUGGGCGCCUGUCUCUGCGACUACACAAACUUCUGACGUCUCUGGGUAAUUCCCAUGUCUCUGGGCCGGCCAGUUGGGGACGCACAGACCCCUGUCCCCUGAUCCCCAGGCAUGGACAGGAGCUAGCCAGCGGAUGCCUAUAUUAUCAGUGUGUGUGCAGUGUGCUUCCGCGGUUCUAGGACCACCCCUUUCCAGGCCCCCAGAGGCCUGCCCUCAGAGAUCUGAGGAGACCACCCAGGGACAGAGUGGGAGGGCCCAGGGGGGCCUGGGCAAUCAGCCGCCUCCAGACAUACGUGCCUGCGUCCAGCGGACCCUGCUAACCCCCCAUACUUCAACCGUGGGCUUCCACCUUCUCCUCCACUGCCCUGCGGGCGUCCAGUCUUCAGUGAGGUCCUGUCACUGUAGAGAGUGGACAUCCCCUGACCAUGACCAUCAGAGUUGCUGGGGCCCAGUGACCGUCCCCAGACGCCCGCCUGGGACAGCCUACCCUGUGCCUCUCUCCCAGUCCCCGAUGUUGACUGUCCUCUCGCUGUUUUCACGGUUUCUCUUUGGGUUUUAUUUUUGCCAAAAUGGAAGGAUUUUGGCACCAGGCUGCAUCCCGGGCUGAGCACCUGCUCCGAGCAAGGUGCUCAGCCCAGUAGGCCAGGCCAGAGCCUUCCACACACCCAGCAGACCCCCUGUGCCAGAGACCCCUGUAAGAGGCUGUGGCUUUCCAGUCUGCUAUGUUGAACAGCGGGUGCAGCCUCUCAGUCCCCAGGGGCUCAGAGCGUCCUGGAGCCCCAUGCUCAAGUAGGGGGGGUGUGGGUGGGGGCUUUGUAAAAGGCAGCAGAGCUGCCCCUCGUCCUGAACUGGUGUUGUGAAUAAACGAUUGUUCCUGA
This is a messenger RNA of Sorex araneus (European shrew), 1686 nucleotides long. RefSeq names its product charged multivesicular body protein 1A (gene CHMP1A). The record is from RefSeq and is a predicted model, not a curated record. Gene Ontology annotation, cellular component: multivesicular body; ESCRT III complex. Bases 108 to 698 code for a protein of 196 amino acids. Gene Ontology annotation, biological process: protein transport; endosome transport via multivesicular body sorting pathway; late endosome to vacuole transport. Lineage: Eukaryota; Metazoa; Chordata; Mammalia; Eulipotyphla; Soricidae. The transcript is spliced from 7 exons.